Molecule: messenger RNA, 1390 nt
Organism: Plodia interpunctella (Indianmeal moth)
Lineage: Eukaryota; Metazoa; Arthropoda; Insecta; Lepidoptera; Pyralidae
Product: cuticle protein 21-like
Exons: 3
Coding region: 496-1311 (271 amino acids)
Cellular component (GO): extracellular matrix
Source: RefSeq, a predicted model, not a curated record
UCAGAGGUAGAAUAAAGAUCGUUUAGCUGUGCAUUGGCGGUAGUUUUAAGUCUGGUCUAAGGCAUACAUACGUGGUUAGUAGGUAGAGACAAUGACUGCUGUGGCGUGCGGUCUCGCUCUAGAAUAGGACUCCCGUGAAUCUCGUACGAGGCGACUAAGGGACACAUAGACUUAACAGCUGAAAGGCCCAAAGAGGAUUGAUAUUAGGAAGGCGGCGGUAGUAAAAUCAUAGACCAAUCUUCAAAAUUUCAUGGUUGAGUUUUUGCACAAACUUUGGACUUCGGGGCAUCACAUCCCAGAAUGCCCGGAAACAUGCGGAGGAUGAAACAAAAGAGCUAGCAGCCUGGUAGUAAUCAAUACGGGCCAUUUAGAAGUGUAAGUAUGACUCGUUCAAGGUGCACGGUGCGUCGCUGAGUCUGCGCAACAGCCUCUUGAGAUAUAAAAAGCUCUGCGUUGCCCAGUAGCGACACAUUACGUCUCAGUAAACACGACAACAUGGCAGCUAAAAUCGCAACCUUCUUCUGCCUGUUUGCGGCCGCAGCCGCAGUGGCCGUGCCAGCGGUCCCUGUCGCCAAAGUGGUGUACGCGGAGCCCGAAGCCCCUGCCCAGUACGAGUACGAGUACUCAGUCCAGGACCAACACAGUGGCGACGUGAAAUCCCAGAAGGAAAAUCGUAACGGUGACUCUGUACAAGGAUACUACUCUCUCGUCCAGCCUGACGGCGUCCAACGUAUCGUGGAAUAUACUUCUGACAAGGAGCACGGUUUCAAUGCUGUCGUCCGCUACGAAGGUCAACCUCACCCCGCGCCCGUAGCCGCCAAGGUCGCAUACGCGCCAGCUCCCGUUCAAUACGCCGCUCCCAUAGCUAAAGUAGCCUACGCGCCAGCUCCAGUUCAAUACGCAGCUCCUGUAGCCAAAGUAGCCUACGCGUCAGCUCCAGUACAAUACGCAGCUCCUGUAGCCAAAGUAGCCUACGCGCCAGCUCCAGUCCAAUACGCAGCUCCUGUAGCCAAAGUAGCUUACGCGCCAGCUCCAGUACAAUACGCCGCUCCCGUAGCCAAAGUAGCCUACGCGCCAGCUCCAGUCCAAUACGCCGCUCCCGUAGCCAAAGUAGCCUACGCGCCAGCUCCAGUCCAAUACGCCGCUCCCGUAGCCAAAGUAGCCUACGCCCCAGCUCCAGUCCAAUACGCAGCUCCCGUAGCCAAAGUAGCCUACGCUCAAGCUCCCGUGCAAUACGCCGCCGCUCCCGCCUACACUCACAACCUCGGAAGCGUCUCUUUCUCAUCUCCAGCCGUCUCUUACCACCACUAGAUAUUAGUGCCAUGUUGUAGUUAAUUUAAUGCCAUAAUUAUUUAUUGUGAUAAAUAAAACGCUUAAGUCAAUUUAUUAA